Phycomyces blakesleeanus NRRL 1555(-) is the source of this 468-nucleotide messenger RNA. RefSeq lists its product as hypothetical. Lineage: Eukaryota; Fungi; Mucoromycota; Mucoromycetes; Mucorales; Phycomycetaceae. The record is from RefSeq and is a predicted model, not a curated record. The transcript has 5 exons. The coding region runs from base 1 to 468 and encodes 155 amino acids.
AUGGCUUUGUAUUUUUCCGCUGCUGUUAUUGCUCGUAUACAACGCUUUGCUGAUGAUAUUCCUCUUCCUCCUGAAUAUACCGUCUUAUUCGAAAAAGUCGCAUCUGAGUUCCUAUAUAUGAAGGCAGGCGUCGCGCAAGUGCUAUCUGAAUAUCAUCUACCGUGUCUUCAGUGUAUUGAUAAUGAUUAUCCUCCUGCAUUGCCAUUCGACCUCCUGAUGUUCCAGCAAGUCGUCAACAGCCUAUGGUACAAUGUAAUCGGAACUAAGACAUCGCCACCAACUACCAUGCCAUUGAAGUUACAAAAUUUGAAUACGAUGAAGAUAGUUGACGACAUCUCUAAAUUCCCUGGUCAGAUUGAGUACAUAUUUACUCGUCAUCAAGAUUGGAUUAAGCCGUUAGUUGGCUUUUAUCAAAAUAAAAUUACAGAGAGCGAUAUUACAAUUUCCAACGAAAAAAACCAUGGAUAA